CGCAGCGCUCGCGGUCCUGGCCGGUGCCGGUGCCGCCGCCGUUGCGAGCUGCCUGCCUCGUCCCCAGCGAGCCGAGCGAGUCAGUGCGAGUGCGGGUCGAGCAGCGAGCCAGAGCCAACGAGCGGCCUAGCGAGCGAGAGCAUGUGGAGGCGCGGCCGCCGCUGACGAGCACCCCGCGAAGAGCCAUGGCCACCCCGCCCGACAGCCCCGUCGACGACAUCGUGUUCGAGCUCGAGCCGAGCCGCAACCUGCCCAAACACCGGCCGGUCGCCCUCGAGGACCUCUGCAGGCAGACCAAGUUCACGCGACAGGAGAUCAGGGUUAUGUACCGUGGAUUCAAGCAGGAAUGCCCCGAGGGAUUAGUUCAUGAAGACGCCUUCAAGGAUAUUUACGCCAAGUUCUUCCCGCACGGCAAUUCUAGUUUGUACGCGCACUAUGUCUUCAAGGCAUUCGACGUUAAUAGUAAUGGUGCCAUCAGUUUUAGGGACUUGCUAGUGACCUUGAGCACCCUGCUGCGGGGCUCGAUAUACGAGAAGCUGCGGUGGACGUUCAAGCUGUACGACAUCAACGGCGACGGCUGCAUCACGCGCUCCGAACUGGCCGACAUCGUGGUCGCGAUCCACGAGCUCAUGGGGCGCAAGGCGCACCAGGUGGACGAGGACCGAAAAGCGCGCGAGCAGGUCGACAGGGUGUUCAGGAAGCUGGACAUCAACCAGGAUGGCGUAAUAACCCUCGAAGAGUUCAUCGAGUCUUGCCUCAAGGACGAGGUGAUCCACAAGUCGUUGCAGGCGUUCGACUCGGCGGCGCUAUGAUGCUCGGCGGCGCCGCAGCGUUACUCCCGCCACGCGCGCCUAGCGCCACUGCUGCUGCUGCGUCACCACCGGAUCGUCGUGGACGCGGCGCCGCUGUGCGCGCUUUGCGCGGCGCGCCUCGACGCCUUCGAGGCCAUCUUCGUGGCCGA
Molecule: messenger RNA, 961 nt
Organism: Cloeon dipterum
Lineage: Eukaryota; Metazoa; Arthropoda; Insecta; Ephemeroptera; Baetidae
Product: Kv channel-interacting protein 1
Exons: 6
Coding region: 186-812 (208 amino acids)
Molecular function (GO): calcium ion binding
Source: RefSeq, a predicted model, not a curated record